This is a messenger RNA of Hemicordylus capensis (graceful crag lizard), 9909 nucleotides long. RefSeq names its product phosducin-like. Gene Ontology annotation, biological process: regulation of G protein-coupled receptor signaling pathway. Bases 7444 to 8199 code for a protein of 251 amino acids. The transcript is spliced from 11 exons. The record is from RefSeq and is a predicted model, not a curated record. NCBI's taxonomy places the organism in Eukaryota, Metazoa, Chordata, Lepidosauria, Squamata, Cordylidae.
CAGCCAGAGUGGCCACCACUGUUCUCUGCAGCAGAAGACCCCUUGCUGCCCUGCCGAAUCCAGCAUUUGCCAGUUACCAAUCUUCACAGGAACCUACAAGAAGCCCUUGCUCUGAUCUUCUUGGAGGAAAACCUCCUCGGCCUAAAAUGUGAAGAUCUGAACAUCAGACUGAAGGCUCUCCAGAAGUUCUUCAGGAUCCUCACAGGGGUCAAGUCUGAUCCAACUGGACAGCUGCCUGAUGAGCUGACUGGACGUCUGGUGGCAAUGACUUGCCUCUGUGCUUUAGAGGACAACGGAGAGAUCAGGGAGAUGGCGGCAGAAGACUUGUGCGAGCUCCUGCCCAUCGUGCGCCAUGGAGAACGUAAGUCAGAAAGGAACAAGAUCUGCUACCUGCCAAAAUCACUGAACUUCAUUACCCAAACAGAACAUUACCCGGUGGGAUCAGAGCCCCAGUUGAUUGGAUAGAAAUAGAAAACUACGCCUACUUGAAGCUGAGGGGGAUAACCCCGCCCAGUUCUUUUCUGUCCUCAAAAGUUCCAGCGACUUUUUCCUUCUCUCAUAUUUUUGCUAAUUCUGAUUGUUUCCUUACUGAUUGCUCUUUUCUGAUUCCCUUGUCGUCUUACCUUGAAUAUGUUAUAAUUUUAAAACAAACAAAAAAACCCUACUUUUGUCUUUCUUCUGCUGGUCCCUCUGUUUUCCCUUACUCCCCUCCUGUGCUGCAUGUGGUGAUCCGGACGAUCAACACACUACAGCGUUCGCCUUCCGAAGGGGAGAGGCCCCCAUGCUGACUUUCCAGGGGGGCCACAUUCAGUGAAAGCACAGCUGUUAGCCACGGCUGCCUCUGGGCCGUUCGUGCGCCUGACCCUGGAUGUGGAGAGUUCCUCAGAGCCAGAUACGACCGCCUGCGGGCCGCUCGUACUCGCUGUAUCUCCGCCCCCUUCGCAAGCACCGGCAAUUCAGGAGGUCCGGGAAUCAGGCCACCCGCUGAGACCGUGCCUCACUCGCUCCUCGUGGGCCCAGCACCAGCGUUAUGAACAAACUGUGGAAAACCGUGAGUCCCCUGGGCAGUGGCUUUUCCUAGGUAAAAGGUGCCCAGUAGCUAAUCCCCUGACCUCCUCAGCUGAUAUCAGGGCACUGGGUGUUUUUAAAGGAGCAGCUACACCUAAGAUGGUGGCAGGGGGCCCUUAUAAAAUGGUUCUGGGUACCUCAGCUAAUUUAGUGGGAAAUGGAGAGAACAGGCCAGAAUCCUCCCAAUCUAUCACUUCUAAUUUACAAGCAGCAGAGGGCGCUGCAGAGACUGAGAAUCAACCAUCUCCUUCUGCCCCACAAUCUAAUUUGCCCAGAUCUGUUCCCCCUGAGUGGCAGGCAUGGUUUUAAAAUGCCAUAAUUGACACUAUUUACACUAUUUAUAAGACCUGCUAAGAAACAAAGGGGAUCCAGCAAGCGCAAGAGGCGGGCAACUUCUUCAGAAAAUUCGGCUCCAUCUAGCUCUUCGUGUCCCUCUCCCCACAAGUCGAAGGCCCAAACCAAACAUCUUAAAAAACACAAGAAGUCCAAGGAUAAGGCUUCUGCCACCAAGGACUACCGUUGUUCUGAAAAUUCCAGCCAAGGUUCUGGGGAUCCAGACCCCCUUCACCUGAGGCCCUUAGUUCAAAACAAGCUAACCUCAGGGACAGUGCCCAUUGGUAUUGGUGACACUGGGCUCUGGGAUAAUGUGGGCAAUUUGGAGGGAGACAUUCAGGAUCCAGACUCCCUACCUAAGGAGGAGGGCGAGUGGUCUGGGGGUGAGGGUGUGGAACCUCGUAAUAUUUUCCAACGCCUCUUUAUUGCAGAUGAUUUUUCUCCCCUGAUGUCAAGGGUCCACAAGGCUAUUGGCCUGCAAGCUAAUUCAGGACCUGACCUUAUUCAGUCUGGAAAGGGAAAUUUAGUAUUAGAGAAAUGCUUCUACCUUUACCGGAUUUGUCUAGUAGAAAAAACCCUUUUGGCUGCCACUAGAUUCUAUUCUCCGCCCCCCCCCCAAUUCAAUUUUUAUUAAUUUUUAACAAUAAUAACCAUAACAAUCAUAAUAAACACAAAUGGACUUCCCGCGCACCUCUCUUCAUGAAAUAACAACUAUAAAGUUACCCUUAUUAUAAUAUUAAUAAAAAACACAAAUUUAAACCUUUAAAAUAAAAAAAAGAGAACCAUUAAUCUACCCAACCUGCAUUUCAAAUUUCAAAUCCUGCUGUAAGAUCAAUAGUAGGAAAAUAAUUCUUUAAAUACAACAAAAAAGGUUUCCAAUCUUCCUUGAAACGUUCUAAGCUUUGAUCUCUUAUCAAUGUUGUAAGUUUUGCCAUCUCUGCAUAUUCCAAAAUUUUUAUCAGCCAAUCUUCUUUUGAAGGCAGUUCAUUACUCUUCCAUUUCUGUGCAUAUAUUAUUUUAGCCACCCUAGAUGCAUACAUGAAGAGAGUUAAGUUAGCCACUAGAUUCUAUUCUUACCAAAAAAGGAACAUGUGGAUCUCUUAAAGACCCCCAAUACCGAUGCUCCAAUAGCCCAGUUGGUCAGUGGCUCCUUAGUGCCAAAGGAUGGCGAGGUCACAAUCAAAGAUCCUGCUGACAAAAAGGCGGAACUAUCGUUUCGCAAGGUCCAUGAUAAUCCAUCCCUGACCACGCGGGCUGCAGCUGCAGCGUCAGUGGUGGCCAAGGGCUUCUCUGCUGUGGGUGGAUGACCUUUUGAAUGACACACCCACAGAUCCAACAAAGCUGAGGCAGCAACUGCUUAAAAUCCAAAAGGCUCAGGCCUUUAUGGCCGAUGCCACUUUAGAUUCAAUCAGGUUUGUCUCACGGGCAUCUGCUGCUGCGGUUGUAGGGCGCCUCCACUUCUGACUUAAACAUUGGCAGGUCAAUGCCACUUCUAAAAAUAAUCUCACCACUGUGGCGUACGAUGGCACCAAGUUAUUUGGAAAGAAUGCACUUAAGGAUGUGCUAGUAGAAUCCAAAGACCAAAAAAGGGGGCCAUGCCAACAGCCCCAAGAUAAUCUGAUAAGCCAUUUUCCAAAAGACUCUAUUGACUAACUCAGUCCUCCUUUCAGCCCAUUUGUGGAUUCUGGUUCUUUAGGGGCCGGGGUCAAGACUUUAGAACCCAGAGGUUCAACUGGAACAGACAGGGUGGUUCCUAUAGGAACACUGGUUCCAAUAAGCAGCCCUUCUUACAGCAUAAGCAGGCCAAAGGCCAACAAUGACUUGCCGCUCCAAAAAUUGGGCGGUCAUCUGACGGAGCACCUCCACGCCUGGGAAGCAUCCGUUUCAGACAAAUGGACUUAAAAGAUGAUACGGGACGGGUACAAAAUAGAUUAAGUAGUUCCCCCUCCUCACAGGUUCCUCACUAUCCCACAUCUGCACUCUAUUAUCAGGCACUCUAAGCUUCUUUGAGUGAUUCAUCAUCUACAGGAAAUCGGCGCAGUGGAGCCUGUUCCACCCCUGCAAUGGGGGGAAGGCCAGGCUUUGCAUGCUGGGUCCACCUAGGAGGGCAAUAGUUUGUGAGGUCCCAUCCCUAUUCCUUUCCAUUGCAGAGGCGCUGAUGUAUACACCUUGGGGCGAGGACCUGGUGAAAAGAGCUCUCUCUGCCCUGGGACCAGCUACAGAAACUGAGCCUGCUUUCUUCAGUGGCAGCUGCUACAACAUUGCAACAGUCUUCGGUGGAUUCCUCUACUCCGAGCAGCUCCUGGAAGUCAUGCACUUCUUGGCAGGGGAUUUGACCACUGAAGGCUCAUUUGACCUCCUAAACAUAUUCCACCUGCUGCGCGAGUUCAUAAAGCAGUUCAGCGGCAAGUCGAUGUGGGUAAGGAGCUGUGAGGAGCCCCCUGGGAAGGAUGUCAAGCCAGUCUUUCUGCCACUGGGUUGCAUGAGCCUGAUCCUCCGCAUGUGUGAUGGCACUCGACUUGGUCUUCUAAAGUGUUAACUGAUUUGGAUACCUCAGAGGCGGUAUCCACAAACCAUGUUCAUAAAACUAGGUACAAAUACUUCUGUAAAACAGGAAUGACAAUGCUAAAAAAACUAAGGAGCACAGCUCAGGUUUUUUAGUCUCUCUUCAGACCAAAUCAAUGGGACCCACAACAAAAGGUUGCAUUCCCCAAAAUUAACGUCCACCUCCAGGAGUGGAGCUCAAGCAGGCCAUUCCGCACCCCUCAACAUAUAAAGUUUUCUGUCCUUUUCUCCCCAUCGUCAACAUUUUGUGGUUCUUGGUGACUACUGAGCACACUCAGGCAUCACUGGGCUGUUUUUGUUUCUUCUUUGUUUUAUUUUACUUACUUACUUUCUUACUUUGGUUGGUUGGUUGGUUUCCAUACAGCCCUUCCAAAAAAUGGCUCAGGGCGGUUUCCAUUAAAAUAAAACGAAAAUCAAUUAAGUAUUAAAAUCAAAAACUGUAAAAACAACAUAAAACCAUUAUUAAAACGGUUUUUAAAACCUUCGAAAACCAGGCCAAACCUUUACAGUUUAAAAGUUUAAAUACCCUGGAAGGCCAAGCCAAACAGAUAGGUCUUAAGCGCUCUCCUGAAGGCCAAUAAUGAACUCAGAUUAUGGAUUUCUGUUGGGAAUGCAUUCCACAGCCCAGGAGCAGCUACAGAGAAGGUCUGCCUCUGAGUUGCCACCAGAAGUGUUGGUGGUAACUGAAGACAGACCUCCUCAGAUGACCUUAGUGUGUGGUGGGGAUCAUGCAUAAGAAGGCGCUCUCUAAGAUAUCUUUACAAAUGUAUCUACUCAUGCAGACCUUGGGAGUCCUCCAAAGAUGAAAAAAAGCCACCCAACCUUAUAUGUUGGGUAGCCCUUUUCUGCUUUCCAAUCUAUAGGCGCUCAACCAUUUGAGUUCACUAUUAGAACAGGUUAUUUGCAAAUAUCAUAUUGCCUCCCCUACUUGGACUCCCCUGAGAUACAUAAUUUAAUACUGGCCCUCACCAAUUUUGUAAAUGUGGACAUGUUACCUUUGAAAUAAGCUUUAGAAGAGGCCAGCUUCACUAGCCUUAUUUUGUCCCACAGUUUUAGAGGCCAUCCUUUCUUAGAUCUGUCUGCAGUUUUUAGUGCCUGGGGAUUUAAUCCCAGCGGGGGAAGGGCAUGGGGACACAUUCACACACAAUAUUUAGUAUUGAAUAUGCUAAUAACCAAGGGAAUAGUGUUUCCCAGGCAUCAAGUGAGAUCUGUUGGUUCUCUGUUGCUGGGACCGAGGACACCUCUGGGUUAUCCUUCCCGUAAUCUCCAAUGCAGGACAGUUGAUUGGAUAGAAAUAAAAAGCUACGCCUACUUGUAGCUGAGGGGGAUAACCACGCCCAAUUUUUUUUUGUCCUCGAAAGCUGCAGGCAGCAAUUUUUAUCUUCUCUCAUAUCUUUGCUAUUUCUGAUUGUUUCCUUAAUGAUUGCUCCUUUCCUAUUCCCUUGUCUUCUUACCUUGAAUAUGUUAUAACUUGAAAAGAAAGAAAAGAAAAGAAGAACCUACUUUCUUCUUUCUUCUGCUGGUCCCUCUGUUUUCCUCACUCCACUCCCGCGCUGCAUGUGGUGAUCGGGGCGAUUAACACACUACAGCGUUCGCCUUCCGAAGGGGAAAGGUCCCCACGCUGACUUUCCAGGAGGGCCACGUUCAGGGAAAGCACAGUCGUCGGCCAUGGCCGCCUGCGGGCCAUUCGUGUGCCUGAACCUGGAUGUGGAGAGUUCCUCAGCACCAGAGAUGGCUGCCUGCAGGCCACUCGUACUGGCUGUGUCUCCGCCCCCUGUGCAAGCACCAGCAAUUCAGGAGGUCCGGGAAUCAGGCCGCCUGCUGAGACCGCUCCUCACUUGCUCCUUGUGGGCCCAGCACCAACUUUACAAACAAACUGUGGAAAACCGUGAGUCCCCUGGGCAGUGGCUUUUCCUAGGUAAAAGGCGCCCAGUAGCUAAUCCACUGCCCUCCUCAGCUGAUAUCAGGGCACUGGGUGUUUUUAAAGGAGCAGCUACACCUAAGAUGGUGGCAGGGGGCCCUUAUAAAAUGGUUCUGGGUACCUCAGCUAAUUUGGCAGGAAAUGGAGAGAACAGGCCAGAAUCCUUCCAGUCUACCAGUUCUAAUUUACAAGCAGCAGAGGGCGCUGCAGGGACUGAGAAUCAAUCAUCUCCCUUUGUCCCACAAUUUAAUUUGGUCAGGUCUGUUCCCCCUGAGUGGCAGGCAUGGUUUUAAAAUGCCAUAAUUGACACUAUUUACCAGAUAAGACCUGCUAAGAAACAAAGGGGAUCCAGAAACCACCACCACCCCAAACCCAUCUUCCAUCAUGUAGAUCUCUAGGUGACUUAGGUCAGUUUGGUUCAACCUCAGCAGUAAUGCAGCUGCCCUGCAUGUCCAAGUUCUUGCACUGUGUCUGGCAUUCACAGUUCCUCAUAUGAAUGGAUCAUGUGUGCCACAAUCCUCUGUAACAUUACACAGGUUGCAAGGUGUACAACUUGUUCUGCUAGUCUCUACUGAGGAAGCAGCACAGGAAUCCGAGUGCUUGUGCUCUUCCCUCAUUACUAGCUGCUCACACAAACAAGAGGAUGCCCCAGAAAAAUCUUGGUAGCAAAGUAGAGAAGUUUGUGAUGCCUUUGCAUCCACCCUGCCUAGGACAGUGAAAGCCCUUGAGCCAGCCUUGCUUCCUAGUGCCUUAUGAAUAACCCUCUUCUUACCUGACAGUUGGAGGAACUUCUGGACCAAUUGUUCAUCCGGUUGAAGGACAGAGUCCCACAUGGACAAGACGUAGCCUUGCUAGCCUUCCCCAUCUUGGCAGUAGAUCAUCUUGAGGAGGUGGUGCUAUACCUCCUCAAACACCCUUUCAGCAAGUGCCAGGAGCACUGGCAGGCAAUAUUCAAUGCCACAGCCAGAUACUCUGACCACAGCCGGAUACUCGUUGAGGUGGCAAAAUGGAUGCCGGAGUGCAGCAGAGUUGCGACUCGUGCAGUCCGGGUCUCAACCCCAGUGGGCUGGGUGUCAUCAAAGGAAGGCAGACUCCAGCUGUCCCUCAGGACCUGUUGACUCUUUGGGAUCUCCAGUCUGAAUUCUAAUGACAAGCAAGCAGUGAAGGAGAGGUUUCCAUACCUCUUACUUGCCCUGCUGCAACAGAUCUCUGUAUGGCUGGAGGAGAAUCUGGGUGUGAUAGAGAGCCUGGAAACUCUGCACCUCCUCCUUAGGACUGUUGGCAUAGAGGAGGAGAGUCUGGAGGAAUACCUGGAGCACUUUGGCAGCCCAGAAAGCUUCAGCCACGGACUAUCCAUUUUGGUGAGGAAAGAUGAAGAACACUGAGCACAGCAAAGAUGCCACUGUUUCCUACACUGCCAUUUUCAACUCUCUCAAAGGACAACUUUUAAAAAAUGCUUAUAUUACAUACCGUAUUAAGGACAAAUUGUCAUGAAAAAGGCUGUUGGCUAUAUGAAUGACACUUUCCUGUUAUCAUCUUGAAGUCGCUUCACAAUAAUGGAAGAUCAAACAGGCCCCAGUUUGGACGAAGAUUUUGAAGCACCUGAGGCUACACAUACAGGACCAAAAGGGGUGAUCAGUGACUGGAGAAAGUUUAAAUUAGAAAGUGAAGACAAGCAUGCCCUUCCUGUAAGCAAGAAAGAGAUCCUCAUCAGACAAAUGUCCUCACCCUAUCGCUCUCACAGCAGAGAUGAUAAAGACACCAGAGAGAGAUUCAGCCGAAAGAUGAGUGUCCAGGAGUAUGAGCUAAUUAAUGACAAAAAAGAGGAUGAAGGUUGCCUACAGAAGUACCACAAGCGCUGUAUGCAGGACAUGCAUCAGCGGCUGAGCUUUGGGCCCAAAUAUGGCUACCUUUCAGAGCUGCAAAAUGGAGAACAGUUCUUGGAAGCUGUGGAGAAAGAGCGGAAAACCAUCACCAUCAUUGUCCACAUCUAUGAAGAUGGCAUCAAGGGCUGCGAGGCACUCAGCAACAGCUUGACUUGUCUUGCUGCCGAAUACCCUGUGGUGAAAUUCUGCAAGAUCAAGGCCUCUAAUACGGGGGCUGGAGACCGUUUCUCCACUGAUGUUCUCCCAACACUUCUUGUCUACAGAGGAGGGGAGCUCGUAAGCAAUUUCAUUAGUGUCACUGAACAUUUCAAUGAAGAGUUUUUUGCUGUGGAUGUGGAAACGUUCCUAAAUGAGUAUGGGUUGCUUCCUGAGAAGGAUAUCCCAGCACUUGGGAAUGGCAACAUGGACGAACAAGAUGUUGAAUAAUUGACAUGAUAUCUAAUACUAAAGUAUCUCCUGCCCCUCCUCAGUACAUAUUGCAAUUGGAUCUCAGCAGGACCCAUGUUCAUUUAGUGAACGCUGCAUGCAUGUACUCAUGCACUGUAUGAAAGCAAUAUACAUAGUUAACCAAAAUACAUUUGCCAACUGUUCUUAUACUUGCUUGUUCAUAUGAUGCCUACACAAUAAUACUAAAGGCUAAUAGGGAAUUCGUUUAAAAAAAAAUACAAAUACAAGUGGGCCCAGUCUGAAUGAGUUUCUAGCUGUAACCUUCAGAUCUGUUGGGCCCAAUUCCACCAGAUUUCUUGUGGCUUCAUCCCUAUAACAUGCUGGGAAACAAGCAGGAUAUUAAGGGAAGAGCUCCUGAACAAAUGGUCAGUGUCAGCAGGUAUAACAUUUCCAAGAUUUUCCCAAAGGGAGAGACUGCCAGAGAACAACCUUUUGUAGUCAUCUGCAGGAAGGGUGCAGGUGGGGCCAAGAAGAAAUAGAAGGCAAGGUUGCAUUAGGCUACACAAUAAGCAAUUGACUGGGGUUCAGUGGGCAUGGAAACUGAACAGACUAUGCUUGCAGGAUCAAGAGGCAGAGCUGCCAGGACCCCAUAACCUCAGCAAAUGACAGGAAAGUUUUUUGAUUACGCAAGGCAUCUUAGAGCAAGGGAAGGCUUCCACACAUUUGGUGGAGCAGAGACCAUACACAGUGGCCCUAUGAUUUGGGCAGGUCUAGAACCCAGUGAGGAACAACUGUGCAACAGGACCUGAUUCUGGCACUUAUUGCAUCACCCCAGGGUGACUCUGGUUUUCUAAGGUUGUUUCCUUUAUUCUGAAUGUCCCUUUUUGUAAAUGACAUCAGUAGAAUAAUUGAAAGGAGUUCCAUGACAAUUUUCAGGUAUUUGUCUAAUUUCUGCACGAUGCUCACAUAAAACAUGAUAUUGAAAACCGUUCUUAGAAUGAGAAAGCCACUGCUGUACAUCAGGACUGAAGCACAAUUACCUGGAUUGCACGUAUUAAGUUCUAUAUAGAUGUUUUUGGUGUUUGUUUUUAAAUGUAGAGUAACUGUAUUUUGACACAACAGGCAAGUGACUGUGAAAAGGGAGCCUGGAAAUAUCUCCAGGCAAAGCAAUAUAAUGUGUUUCCACAGUUUUAAAGUAAUUGUAAUAUUACAUCUGAACUGGACUUUUGCUUAUGUUUUAUGUUGCUGGAUGUUUUAAAUGUUUUAAUCCUGCUUUAUAGCCACAGUUCUCAAAACAACUCUUAGCUGAAUCAUAAUACAGUAAUACAUUUACUAAACAACAGUCAAAACAAUUAAUUAGUUAAAUGUAAUCAGCUUAAACAAAACCACAAGAUAAUAUUCUGAUGAAGGAAAGCUUGCCUGAAGACCCAUGUGAAAAGCAUUAUAUUCAAGCAGAGUUUUUGAGCAAUAAUGAAUACUGGAAUACUCCAAGCUAUCAGAUAAAUAACAUUUGUAAGCCAUAUAGAAAAUUAUCUAACACAUGCCCUUUAAUAAUAGUGAAAAUAUAGAAGUUGGGUUAUUCCUGGAAAAGGUAGAAUGUAAGAAAGUCAAAGAUACAUAUUGAUAUGUCAAAUACAAUUGUAUAAUGUUGAGUGUUAUUGUAAAGAUGGGUGUUGGCUAAGAUAUUGUUAGUAAUUACUACUAAACCUAUUUUGUGUUGAUGCAGUGAAUAAAAUAUAUUUAAAAGAA